This is a messenger RNA of Peromyscus maniculatus bairdii (prairie deer mouse), 3714 nucleotides long. It is a transcript of the gene Ednra, whose product is annotated as endothelin receptor type A. Gene Ontology annotation, cellular component: plasma membrane. Gene Ontology annotation, biological process: endothelin receptor signaling pathway; regulation of blood pressure; enteric nervous system development. The record is from RefSeq and is a predicted model, not a curated record. Gene Ontology annotation, molecular function: endothelin receptor activity. Lineage: Eukaryota; Metazoa; Chordata; Mammalia; Rodentia; Cricetidae.
UCAGGGCCUGGCGGGGGCAGCAGCCUUGCAGCUCGGUGACUGCUCCCCCGAGGGGAGGCGGCAUAGGACGCUCCUGCAGUUCGGUCCCAGAGUGGAGGGGAAGGUCUGGAAGCCUGUGGAGUCUAGGAAGGACCGCGGGAGGCGUGUUCCUCCGGAGUUUGCUUUUGCUUGGAAGACGCGAGCGGAGCGCACACCCAUUCCUCUGGCCGGGCGACUGUGCCGGGGAGGUGGGGAGCCAUUCUGAUUCACUGAAUCGUCUCCGGAGGUUGCAGGCUGGGCGAGAUCUCCCCCAGAGGUCCCGGGCCCUGCCGAGGGAGUUUCCCCGAAGUCGGCGCAGUGCUGCAGCCGCGGCCACCCGCCACCCCGCGCGCCACCUUCCCUCGCUCCCGCUCCGUCUGGCCCAGGCGCGAACCUGGCACUGUCUGCGUCUGAGGAACCCCCAGGUGAAAGAAAGGUGUAAAAAACGACAGAAGACAUUUCUUCAAAUCCACAUUAUGAUGGAUACUUUUUGCCUCAGGGCAUCCUUUUGGCUGGCCCUGGUGGGAGGAGCAAUCAGUGACAACCCUGAGAGAUACAGCACUAAUCUAACCAGUCUUGUGGAAGAUUUCACCCCUUACCCGGGGACAGAGUUCAACUUCCUGGGUACCACUCAUCCACCUACUAAUUUGGCCCUGCCUAGCAAUGGCUCAAUGCACAGCUAUUGCCCACAGCAGACUAAAAUCACAUCAGCUUUCAAAUACAUUAACACUGUGAUAUCCUGCACCAUCUUCAUCGUGGGAAUGGUGGGGAACGCAACUCUGCUUAGGAUCAUUUACCAGAACAAGUGUAUGAGGAAUGGCCCCAACGCUCUCAUAGCCAGCCUGGCCCUGGGAGACCUUAUCUAUGUGGUCAUUGAUCUCCCCAUCAAUGUGUUUAAGCUGUUGGCGGGGCGCUGGCCUUUUGACCACAACGAUUUUGGAGUGUUUCUCUGCAAGCUGUUCCCCUUUUUACAGAAAUCCUCCGUGGGCAUCACCGUCUUGAAUCUCUGCGCUCUCAGUGUCGACAGGUAUAGAGCUGUGGCCUCAUGGAGUCGUGUUCAAGGAAUUGGGAUCCCCUUGAUUACCGCCAUUGAAAUUGUCUCCAUCUGGAUCCUCUCCUUUAUCUUGGCCGUCCCAGAAGCGAUCGGCUUCGUCAUGGUACCCUUCGAAUACAGGGGUGAGCAGCACAGAACCUGCAUGCUCAACGCCACGACCAAGUUCAUGGAGUUUUACCAGGGUGUGAAGGACUGGUGGUUGUUCGGGUUCUACUUCUGCAUGCCGUUGGUGUGCACGGCCAUCUUCUACACCCUCAUGACCUGUGAGAUGCUGAACAGGAGGAACGGCAGCUUGCGGAUUGCCCUCAGUGAACACCUCAAACAGCGUCGAGAAGUGGCGAAGACCGUGUUCUGUCUGGUCGUCAUCUUUGCCCUCUGCUGGUUCCCUCUUCACCUAAGCCGCAUUUUGAAGAAGACUGUGUAUGAUGAGAUGGAUAAGAACCGAUGUGAACUGCUCAGCUUCUUGUUGCUCAUGGAUUACAUCGGUAUCAACUUGGCAACCAUGAAUUCUUGCAUAAACCCAAUAGCUCUAUAUUUUGUGAGCAAGAAAUUCAAAAAUUGUUUCCAGUCAUGCCUCUGUUGCUGCUGUCACCAGUCCAAAAGCCUCAUGACCUCGGUCCCUAUGAAUGGAACAAGUGUCCAGUGGAAGAACCAUGACCAGAACAACCACAACACAGAACGGAGCAGCCACAAGGACAGCAUGAACUAACCCUCUGCAGAAACACCAAUCACUGAGUCUUCAAGUCCUAGUGGAGGAGAUAGUCACACAGCAGCGGUCCCCCAAACCUCCCAAAUUCUCUCCCCUGGUCCUCUAACCCAUCCCAAGAAAAGAAAAUCUCUCCUGUCCUCCCAACAGCAUGUGGUGGAGUGCCUUCCAACCACAGUCAGUGGGUCUUUCCUAAGUACUUUAUAUGAUUUGCAUUUUUUGCAUGUCAUAUCCAACACUUGAAAAUUAUGACAGCUGAGGGAGAAAGGGGAUUGUUGAAGGAAACCACACUGUAUCUGCAAGCUUUGCAUGAACACAGAGUUUGCAAGCUCAUAACCAGCGUUCAUGCAGGUCUGUGGAAUAGCCACUGAGAAUGCUCAUCACAGGACUCUACAGCAAGGGUUCUCAACCUUCCUAACACUGUGACCCUUUAACACAGAUCUUCAUGUGGUGGUGACCCUCAACCAUAAAAUCAUUUUUGUUGCUACUUCAUAACUGUAACUUUGCUACUGUUAUGAAUCAUAACGUAAAUAUCUGAUAUUUCUGAUGAUCUUUGGUGACCCCUCUGAAAGGGUCAUUCAACCCCCAAAGGUUGAGAACCACUGAUCUAGAGGUUAUGCUGGGUUUACUGGCACACGCCUAUAACCCUAGAAUUGAAGAAGUGAGGUAAAGGUGAUCAGGAGUUCGAGGUUAGCCUCAUCUGCAUGGUUCAGAAAAGCCUGGGCUAUAGGAGAUUCUGUCUCAGAAACACAAACAGAUAAAAAGAGUUUAGAGAGUGUGACAAGAUUCUUUAGCCAAACACACUGUGAGGUUAAAGUAGUCUUUUGGAAAUGUCAUCCAGAGUUAGUAUUUUAUAACUGCAUGAUACCAUAGAAAUGAUUGUUCUAUCUUAUUUACAUAUACUAAGAAGAGGAGGAGAGGAGGCAUCAGACGAGCAUCACAGUUUUAUUUGUAAAACAUGAAUUCUAGAACUGCCACAAAUACAGCCAGACUGGUGACCGCCAGAGCAGUUUAACAGCUACUGGCCAAGGAAUUCCUAAGAAUCUGUAUUUUCUUUCCUUCCUUCCUUUUUGUUUAACUAUGUUUUUAUUAGAGCAUAUUUGGAUCUUGUUUUUUUAAUUUUGAGACAGGUUUUGCUAUGUAAGCCAAGAUAGCCUGAACUAACAGAGAUCCACCUGCUUCUGCCUCCCAAGGCCUGGGAUUAAGGGACUGCACCACCACAUCUGGCUUGAGCAUAUUUUUAAAUUAAAUUUAAAAAGUAAUACUUGAGCUGGGUGAGAUGGCACAUGCCACAUGCUUAAUGCUCUUAUCACAUGGGAGGCUGCAGUGGGAUAACUGUGAGUGGGAAACUGUCUGCAGUGAGGAGAAGGAUUCCACCUCACAAUAAUAAUGAUUAAUAAUAAUACUGACAUCCAAUGGUUCUAUUUUUCAUAAACCAUCUUUUAAUGUGAAACCAUGUCCUAAGGCUUCAAUGAGUCACUGAAGGAUGCCUGAGACUCCCGGGUGCCAUGCAUACCUAAGAGGGAAAUGCUGAAUAUUUUUUGAGGACCUGAAAUUUUCUUUAAGUUCUGUAAUAGUAGCACAUAUAUAAUACCUAGUCCCUUUCGUGCUCUCAGUUUCUUCUACAGUGAUGACUGGCUGCAGGGCUUUCCUGCUCAUUCCUUUUUCCAGACAGGAAACCAUUUCAAACGCGGCCGAAUGAGCUGACUGUGUCGGGUGAAAUGUAGUUAUACCUGCAAGAACCUUUAACUCUUUGCUCCUCCCUGAUAGGAACCUAAAUCUCCAUCCUGUCUCCGGGUUCCCAGUGGUCACCAUUUCAAAGGGCCCACAGUAACUCUACUGGGCAUUUUCCCGGGUGUUUACAGACUGUGAGCAUGACAAAUGUCUUUUAUUUUGUGUGUAUAUAAAUAUAUAAAUAAUUGUAAAUUUCUUUUAG